AUGUCCGACGCGGAACUCGGUCCUGCUGUGACGAGCGCGGUAACAGCGCUCAUUGCAGCCUACAAGAACGCCGGGUCUAUUGUCGAUAAUAUCAAAGAGCAGCGGAAGGCCAGGGGCGCUUUGCCUCCAAGCGAUGAGCUCGAAGAAGCACUCCAAGAAGGGCACUGGGAGAUCGAGAAGAUUCAGGCACAAGGUGUACAACGUUUUGGUGCGGCGUAUGAACAAGGCGAUGAUAUCGCUUAUCGAGCUUUACGAGACUUGACUAUUGAAGUCCAGUCUGCGUUUCUGACACUGGCUGGCAAAGAUGACGGCACCAUGAGCUUCGAGCCUUGCAUCGAAUCCGCGAUAGGAGCCAGAUUGCGCGCGGUCAACAUCCUAAAUGAUCUUUAUCUGCGCCAGCAGAAACGUGCCAGGUCCAAGUCCAAUACCCUUUCCGAUGUCUCGACAUCCCCGCGCGCCUCGCAGGUGAAGCCUACCCCAGACAUACCGCAAUCGUGCUUAGACGAGAUGAAGGAAGUGGCCGAAGUGUCCACAGCCAGACCGUCGAUCAAGCGUAGUGCAACGCUCGAAUCCAAAAGCAGUGGCAAGCCCGAAUCUGAAAAGUCUUCUGGCUCGUCGCGACUAUCGCGCAAGUCGUCUUGGGGCGUCUUUAAGAUCUUGCAGCGAACCUCUUCAGCGGACCACAUCAUGGAGACCGUCACUCCGAUCUCUCCACAAACAGCUGGGCCUGUCCCCCGUGUUGCCUCACCUUUUCUCUCCCCACACUCGAUGCCUAUCUCGCCUUCCGCUGGGCCAAUGUAUGGUGCUCCGUCGCCACAAAUAAUGACUCCGCCAAUUAGUCCAAUCUCGACUGUUUCGUCCACCGACGUCCUAGCAGCGGCUGGGUUCUGCAAGGGUGCGUAUUAUGUCCAACAAGGCACGCUAGGGAAAGGCCUCCAGCUGUCCGCGAAGAACAUGGAGUGGACAUGCCACUGUCGGAAAUGCCCAUUCGCUAUACCCGCCGCCAAUGAAGGGGGUCGGCCACGUUUUGACGACGAAGCGCAUUCCACGGCCAAGCUCCGGUGGCGCUCACUGCUCCUAUUCAAGUCGCACCUCGCCUGCAGCCAAAAGAAGAAACGCCUAUACAGGUGUCUGAUGUGCGUCAUGUUACGGGUGAAUCCAUGCACGUAUGACGGUGAACAGAGCCUCUUCGAGCAUAUGUUCCUCCAUCAAGGCGGAGUCCUUAAUGGCGUUGAGGUCUGGGGCCCGCUUUGCUUCGAACAGAGCGGAAUAAGGAUUGGAAGCGAAAUGACAUUUGACAUCUGCUUCCCGGAAAAUCCCAGGUUUGCACUUCCUGAGAGCGCAUUCGAAAUGGGUGUUACGACAGAGAUCGUGGAAGCUGAUGGAAGAGAAAUCUACCUAUAG
This is a messenger RNA of Cladophialophora yegresii CBS 114405, 1404 nucleotides long. RefSeq lists its product as uncharacterized. The transcript is spliced from 2 exons. Lineage: Eukaryota; Fungi; Ascomycota; Eurotiomycetes; Chaetothyriales; Herpotrichiellaceae. The record is from RefSeq and is a predicted model, not a curated record. Bases 1 to 1404 code for a protein of 467 amino acids.